AUGUCGUUCCAUCCUGUGGGGCACCACUGGAUGUGUUCGUUCCACCUGAAAGCAGGAGCUCCAGGACACCCAGCUACCCCCAGUCUCCAUAGCCUUGCAGCAGCCUGGCCAUCAGUGGUAGGACAGCCACCUCCAGUGGCUGAAGCUCCCGCCGGCAGAGCGCAUCCCGCCACCUUCCCUCAGCCCCUCAGCCCGCUCCCGCCGCGGCACGGGCGACUCCCCCGGCGCCACCUCAGGCGGGCGCACCUCCCGCGGUGGGAGGUGUCGUCUCCGCCCGGCCCCGCCCGGCCCCGCCCGGCCCCGGGCGCUGGCGGACGGGCAGCGGUGGAGCGAGGGCGCCGCGGAGCGGCUCCGGGCGGCGCCGGCCUCGGGAGGGGCGCGCAGAGGCGGCCGCGGCCGGGCAGUGCCGGUGCUGCCGAGGCGCGGGGAGGCGCCGGCGGAGGCGAGGGCGGCCCCGCUGGGCCGGGGCGGCGGGCACGGAGCGCAGGGCGGCGGGCACGGAGCGCAGGGCUGCGGCCGCGGCUCGGGGAAGGACUCGUUUGCCUCCUCACCACCCCACACAGGCAUCAGGAGAAGCUGUCUCUCCAGCUGCCCUUGGCAGCUGUAAAGUGUGACUGUGGCCAACUGUCCUUUAUCCGUGUUGGCUCCCAGCCUGAGGUUCUGGAGUUUGGCUUGAAAGUCAAGCCAGUGCUGGAAGGGCUGACUGGGCAAACUCAGCAGCAAGCUUUGGGAGAGGUGGUGGAAAGAGCAGAGGUAGCCCACCUGCAGGCACACCCAGCCGUAGAGGAGGGAUGCCCAGCUCCGAACUUGCGGAGUUUUAGUGCUGUGAUCAACAGAAGAAGCAAUCCCAAGAAGAGGAGGAACAAGUCACAUAACUUCAUACGGUCAGAGCACCGCCUGAACUGGGCAGAUGUUUCCAGCCGGGGGUCUCCAGGGCCAGCCAGUGCCGCAGCGCUCAUCCCUCCAGACCUCUCCUCCUCCUCCUCAGCACAUCCUGUGCCUCACAUCCCAGGGCCCUUCUCUCCUAUCAGCCUGCACUGCCCAGUGCAGCCUCGCUACAGCAGCACCCAAUCCCUCCUUCUGCCUGGAAUCAGGACUUGGUGCUACUCCCUGAAGCCCAAGGUUGUACCCUGCCGAGGCAGGAACCUCAGAAGUUCAACAGGGGAAGUGCAAAUCCUGCCCCUUUGCAGGGAAAGAGAAGUGGGUGAGUGUGCAGAGCACUCAAAGUAGUAAAUAAAGGCCCAAAUGAUUAAUAUCAUUUAUUCGA
This is a messenger RNA of Pipra filicauda (Wire-tailed manakin), 1267 nucleotides long. RefSeq lists its product as uncharacterized. Lineage: Eukaryota; Metazoa; Chordata; Aves; Passeriformes; Pipridae. The transcript is spliced from 5 exons. The record is from RefSeq and is a predicted model, not a curated record. Bases 1 to 1230 code for a protein of 409 amino acids.